This is a messenger RNA of Cinara cedri, 294 nucleotides long. The record is from the annotation of a GenBank genome assembly. NCBI's taxonomy places the organism in Eukaryota, Metazoa, Arthropoda, Insecta, Hemiptera, Aphididae.
AUGCCUUUCGUCAAUCAAAUUCGACGAAAACAGAAACUAGCCGCUCAUUUGCUCACUUUUUACAAACUUAUCCGAGAUCCAACCGACGGUAGAGGCAAAUCAAUUGAACCCUUGUCUGUUUGUUUCCUCCUAUGGGUCCUACUAAAAGGGUAUGAUUAUCUAAUCACUGCUUCUGAAGCGUUGAGUGAUGAUAGACUAACGAUCAAUUUUGUCAAAGGUAAAAUACUGAACGAGCAAAUGAAAAGAAUGGGCAUAAGAUCAGAAACAGAAAUCAAGGUCAUAACCGCCUUUUGA